Messenger RNA from Malaclemys terrapin pileata, 6113 nucleotides. It is a transcript of the gene GXYLT2, whose product is annotated as glucoside xylosyltransferase 2. The coding region runs from base 150 to 1502 and encodes 450 amino acids. Gene Ontology annotation, molecular function: UDP-xylosyltransferase activity. The record is from RefSeq and is a predicted model, not a curated record. Gene Ontology annotation, biological process: protein O-linked glycosylation via N-acetylgalactosamine. Lineage: Eukaryota; Metazoa; Chordata; Testudines; Emydidae. The transcript is spliced from 7 exons.
UGCGAGCCGGGCUGGCGCCCUGCGCACGGUGCCUUGGGCUGCGCCCCGCCAGCCCCCGGGUGUGGAGUGUGGCGGCCGCCGGCCAGCGCGCGGGAUGAGGAGCCGGUGCGAGGCGUUCCCCGGGGACUGAGCCUCCCUCCCGCUGCACCAUGAAACUCUACUGCAAGGUGGUGGCCAUCCUGCUGUGCCUGGGCACCCUGCUGCUGCUCUAUCUCUUCGUGGGCAACGCGGACGAGCCGCCGCUGAAAGGGGCCGGAGAAACUCGCUGGCUGCCCGUUUCCUCCGGACCCGGGGGCCGCGCCCACCCGCUCUUUGCCCAUUUCCAAGCCGUCCGGGCAGCGCCGAAGGAGGAGGGGGCGGCGGCGGCGCAGAUUGCCAAGCGAGAGCCACGUCUCAGCAGAAACCCCGGCAAGCGAAGUCCGGCGAGAGGGAAGUUUGCAAACGCUCGAAGACCUGGGAAACAGAAACACUUGAAAGAACUUCCAUCUCGGCAAUGGAUGCACCUGGCAGUUGUGGCAUGUGGCAACCGGCUGGAAGAGACUCUUAUCAUGCUGAAAUCAGCAGUUCUGUUUAGCUACAGGAAGCUCAAGUUUCACAUCUUUGCUGAGGAUUCCCUGAAGCCUGAAUUUGAGAAAAAGUUAAGGGAAUGGCCUGCCUCUUACACCAAGAAGUUUGAAUACAAUGUCUACCCAAUUGCUUUUUCAGUAGGAAAUGCUCAGGAAUGGAAAAAAUUAUUCAAACCUUGUGCUGCCCAGCGCCUCUUUCUUCCGGUGAUUUUAAAGGAUGUGGAUUCUCUUCUCUACGUGGACACUGACGUUCUCUUCCUGAGGCCCAUUGAUGACAUCUGGAGCUUCCUGAAAGAGUUCAACUCCACACAGCUGGCUGCUAUGGCCCCAGAGCACGAAAUACCAAAGAUUGGUUGGUAUAGUCGAUUUGCUCGUCACCCUUACUAUGGAACAACUGGAGUCAAUUCCGGAGUCAUGCUGAUGAAUUUAACCCGGAUAAGAAACACACAGUUCAAGAACAGCAUGAUACCGACAGGCUUGAUGUGGGAGGAAAUGUUGUACCCAUUAUACCAAAAGUACAAAAAUUACAUUACAUGGGGAGACCAGGACUUGCUAAAUAUUAUUUUUUACUUUAACCCAGAGUGUCUCUAUGUGUUUCCCUGUCAGUGGAAUUACCGGCCCGAUCACUGUAUGUAUGGGAGUAACUGUAAAGGCGCAGAAGAGGAAGGCAUAUCUGUUCUCCAUGGUAAUAGGGGCGUCUACCAUGAUGACAAGCAGCCUACUUUUAAGGCACUAUAUGAAGUGAUACGUGAUUUUCCCUUUGAAGACAAUCUCUUCCAGUCCUUGUACUACCCUCUUCAGUCUAAGUUUCUGGAUACUGUACACACUUUAUGUGGGCGAAUUCCACAAGUUUUUCUGAAGCAGAUUGAGAAAACGAUGAAGAAGGUUUAUGAAAAUCGUGUCAUUGUUCAUGUGGGAGCCAACUACAGAUACUAAACAUAGCUAUACCGUAUGUGGUAAUUUUCAUUCUUGUAUCCAAAUCAUUUGAGGCAGAUUAAUUAAAUUGAGGCAGGGGCACUGUCAGUUUAAAAUUCAUGUUAUAAAAAAAAAUUGUCUAAAUUGAAACAAUUCACCAAGGAUCAUGGUGGAUUCUCCAUUACUGACCACUUUUAAAUCAAGAUUGGGUGUUUUUCUGAAAGAUCUGCUCUAGGAAUUAUUUUGGAAAAGUUCUAUGGCCUUUGUAAUACAGGAGGUCUGACAAGAUUAUCACAGUUGUCCCUUCUGGCCUUGGAAUUCAUGAAUUUCCUGUUUCAUUAAUAACUCCUUAAAUGAUUAAUAUGGAAUUUUAAAAAUCCAUUCAAACUGCCACUACUUAUACUCUUUGUUCACUUCCUGCAUUUCUCUCCCCUUGAACAAGGAGAAUCAAUGGUUUGACUGUCGCUAGAAUGAGUUUCAUGUUUUUAGUUCUGUUAUGUUUAAGUUUAAACACUUCAGGGGAAUGUGUAUGUGUUUAAAAACAACUAUUUUCAUUGGACGUGUUUUUCAGUUGUGGAAACAUCUGUUUUAUUUAAAAAAAAAUUCAUCCCACAAGAUUUAAAUUUGGGUCUAGAUUUAAAUUGACAGCCUCACUGACUUAAAAAUAGAUGCGCAAACCAUCAUGACAGCCUUAAUUAAACAUGACUGUAUUAAAGGGAAACCAUCUGCUUAAAAAUCACUGAAAGGUAUGUGGGCAGGGGGGAGAGUCUGUUUGUUUACUUUGUGCAUUUGACAGCACUUUGUGUCUAGUGAGUAUCAUUGUUCCCUGGUCUACUUUCCCUGUUUUGUUUGGGCCUUUCACACAGCAACAGGAGGGAGGCCCAUUAAAGCCACUAAGAAGAACAUAUCCACAAAUAUUGGGAGAGGGAUGUAGAGAUAAGUACAGUACUUGAAACUAGUGUUAACUCACUUGCUGAAAGUACCUAGAUUUCAAGUGUCUGUUUUAAAUUCCCCUCUCUGUGGGAACAUGGCCUUGGUCUUUUUUUCUUCCCGUUUUAAAUACAUUACCUUUCUUGCUAUUUUGUGGUUUUAAUUAUGUUAAAAACAGGCCAAGAACACUGUGAAUGAACUGUAGGAAAACAGGUACUAUUGAACUGUUUUUCUCAUUAACCUUCUUUAAUUACUACUUACUGCUUGGGAAUAAUUCUGUACCACUGAGAACCUUUCUUCCAGCACAGCGUUACUGGGAGACUGAGAUUGCUGCCUCUGACUGCUUUUUCCAAUAUGCCAAAAAUCCACUUGUUCUUGGACAUAAAAAAAAAAAAAAAAAUCCACAUCUCUGCUUGGCACUUUCAUCCCUUGAAGUUCAGCAUCUGUGCCAGGAUUUUAACUAAUGGCCUCAAAGUGAAAUGGGAUACAAGAUGGCUUUGAUGUUUGUUUUUUAUUUAAAAUAUUUAAUUUAGGUUCUAUUUCAAAAGAAUGUUCAUGUUGUAAGUAGUUAGAUUGAAGGUUACAGACAGUGUUACACAGCUCAUUAAAACUUGCAGUAGUUAAAAGGUGCUUAGCAGAAGCUGUAGGAAACCUGAAACUUUAAGGAUUCAUGGUGCAAUGACAGACCCAUAAAAGACACUUUGUAAGUGAAAAUCUUGAGGGGAUGUAUACAGCAGGAAGGUUAUAUUGUUCAGCAUGUGGAAGGCAACUGAAUAGACAGCCUUAUCUUACCUUAUCUGUUCAGCAGAAAAAUCAGCCAUCACUUGGAACAGUCUUUUAUGUCUAGUACGCAAGGUGUCGAGGGGGAACUAUUCUGUAAUGAAAAAGUUGCACUAGACUGCAUUAUAAUAUGCAUGUAAUACCAAUAGUUUUCCAGGCAUACAUACUUACCUCGCAUGGCUGGUGAGUGCUAGGGACAUGUCACUUUAAUUAGAGUCUAGAAGUUCAAGACUGUCUGCAGUGUUGGCAUUGCUGCCCUCACCAUUCAUGACUGAUACACGCAGUUUCGCGAGGGAACACGUGCCAACCGAAAAUCCUCUUAAAUGGGUGGCCUAUGUGUGUCCCUCUUCUCCAGUAACAGCAGGCUAGCUGUCUCUCUCUGCCUAAUCAGAAGAGUUGACACUAAUGUGCCCAAAUGCAAUACCUGGCUUGUGAGGGAGAGGAAGUCAUGAGGUUUGCUGGCAGCUAAGGCUGCCAAACAGGCAGGUUGUUCACAGUGGUAAGUGCCUGUGGAAACCUUUUACAAAUGCAUGGGGUGUGAAAACAUAUGAGACACAUCUGUAGGCACACUGAAUGAAUGGCAUGGCAUGACAGACAGCAGCACUAAGGAAGCGUCCGAGUAGAGUGAAAUGGAAGAGCCCAGAAUACCAGACUUGAAAUCCUGGCCCCACUAAAGUCCGUGAUUUCAUCCCCGGGCUGGACUAGUCUUCAGAAGAGACACAACAGACAAAAGAACAGUUCUCUGACACAAGGCCUAAUAGGACCCUCAAACCCCCUUCUCUCCCCCACACUUCCCUUCCCCCUCACAAUUUGCACAUUUCUGGCUCUCAUCCUCAAAUUAUCUUAUGCUCUUACUAUGUAAGAGAUCAACGUACCUUAACUAGCAAUGGACAGAAGCAGUCAUUCUGAACAGUCUUUCAGCUAUCCCUCUUAAUGGGGGACCAGAAAGGCAUUUAAACCUAUAUAAUGCAGGCUUGAAAUAUUUAGUAUUUUUCUUCAAGCCCCAACUCCUGGAGUCAGAUGAUUUCUUCAGAAUUUCAGUUUUCAUUUAAAAAGAAAUGUAAGUUUUUUGGCUCUUGUGGUUAUGGAGAAGAGCUUGAAAAUGUGACCCGAGUGUACCUGAAUUACUCAAAAGCUAGUAAACAAAUAAAAAGAACCCAAAGUGUAUUAUUUUAAAAGCUUCACGGUAUUUAAAAUACUCUUGUGCUGUCUGGAGCUUGAUUCAUGAUUUUUAAACAUUUUGGGGUUGGCAAUAGCGCAUACUUAAAAAAUAGUUUGAUUUCCUAAAGCAGGAUAAAGCAGACUGUCUGUAGGUCCUGUUUGGUUAGAUUAGACAUCCUCUGAGCAUUUCUAAAUUGCUCAUCUCUGUGGUAUCUACAAGCCACAGAGGUUUGUAGAGCAAAAGUCGUCUUGCCCAGAACUUGGAACAAUGCCUCUCAUAUACAGCAGUAGAUUUGCUAACUCACAGACGCUUAGUAGGUUAUGAUUAUGUCCAUUAUGAUUCAGUAGAACUUGGAACCAUGGGAACAUAUUUGUGAUGAAGGAAUCAAAUAAGAUACUAUAGUUAAUUACAAAAGAAAGGCAUUAUUACUUAUAAAGUUAUUGGAGAUUAAAACUGUUUACAGGUGGUGCUAUAUUUUUAUAAAGAACAAUAUUAUGUUAACAGUUGUCUAAGGUAUAUGAAGUAUACAUUUUAACGUGAAAAUAGCUUUCAGUGUAAUGAGAAGGCGAUUAUGCAGGAACGUAACUUUUUUUGGUAUUGUUUUUUUGAAAAAAAUUAAUUGAGCUGUAAUUUGAACACUCCAAAGCCUUUUUUAAAAAGUUACAUAAUUUUUUUCUCAUUCUGACUAGAAUUAUUAAUUUAUAUUUUACUACUGCUUCCAAAAAACAUUUGUCUUCAUUUCAACAGCAGUUGGUUUUAAUAUUAAGCUUACUUUAAUCACACUUCAUACUCAUUGCUAAUUACUUGUAAAUUAGCCUCAUUUAUUUUAAUAAUGGAACUAUGUAAAUACUUAUGUAGGAUUUAUAUAUUUUUCCCUCCCCUUAUAUACUAUUAUUGUAUUGGUAACAAAAAAACCCCCAACAAAACAGAAUACCAUUUUUCAUGUACCACACUAAGCAAUGACACCAUAACGUAUUAGCACUAAAAGAGGGAACACCAAAAUAGUUAUCUGUAGAUUCAUACAAAUUCAUUCUUUGGCACGUUCAGAGAGUUGGUAACCCAGAUUUCACAAAGAAAAAUUCAUUCGCUGCAUUCAGAACAGUGUGGUACGGUACAGCCUAAAUAAUUGUGCCCUAGUUAUUUGAACGCAGGCUGUGAUCCUGCAAAGGCUUAAACUUUUCACACUGUGAGUCGCCCCGUUGCAGUCAGUAGAACUACUUGCAGUGUAUAAAAUGAAGCAUGUGCCUAAGUCUUGGCCUGAUCAGGGCUAUAAUGCACAUUUCCAGGUUUUAAAUUUGCUGUGCUAUACUUGAACUUGCAAAAGUUAUACAAAAAAGGGCCUGACACAGAGCAGUGCUGAGCACCUCCUUUCAGCCCUAACCCUUUUAAGGAAGUGUCAGAAUAAAAAUACACAUUAUACAGUGAGGAACUGCCAGUGAGGGAGGCAUCUGUUUGCAUCAUUUUAUAAUGUGAAGGCUUUUUUGGCUGUUUGGCUGCACCUGGCAAAGUGAGCUACAUAGCUUUGCUAUAAUUUCUGUUCUUCACAGGAGGAAACUGGAAACUAUUUUUUGAUGUGUGUAUGUGCGCACAUGUACAUAUGAGUGGGUGUGUAAAGAAUUAUGAUCAAUUUCUGUAUCAUUUAAAUGCUUGUAUAUUUUAUCUGACAAGUGCACCAAUUGUUUAUUGCUCCCAAGGAGGCAUUGCGGUGCAUUUCUAUGUUUAAGAUUCUUUGACUUACAGUAUAAAUAAAUGAACUUUUA